Molecule: messenger RNA, 630 nt
Organism: Chaetomium globosum CBS 148.51
Lineage: Eukaryota; Fungi; Ascomycota; Sordariomycetes; Sordariales; Chaetomiaceae
Exons: 1
Coding region: 1-630 (209 amino acids)
Molecular function (GO): protein binding
Source: RefSeq, a predicted model, not a curated record
AUGUCCGACCUCGAAUCCUUCGACUUCAUCCCCCUCCACAUCGACCCCAAAUCCAAAGCCAUCAGCGCGGCCGCCCAGACCCCAGCAACCCGCGCACUCGAGGCCGAGCUCGCGUCGCUCAACGCGCUGCACCGCUCGCUGCACGGGCUCGACCCGCCGCACCUGGUCCCGCCCCCUCCCGUGCCCGUCAACCCCAAGCGCAGCGCCAACAUCGGCAAGCUGCGCGAGUCGGGCAACGCCGAGUACCGCAAGCAGCGCUACGCCGAGGCGGCCAAGUUCUACACGCUCGGCCUACAGAUGGCCCUCACCCGCGCCGCCUGGGAGCCCAGCCAGCUCGUGCGCGAGGAGCUGCACGCGCUGUACAGCAACCGCGCGCAGGCAAACAUGCACCUGGGCCUGUGGCCCGAGGCGGCGUCGGAUGCGGAGGCGAGUGUGGAGGCCAAGAGGCAGGGGAAUGCCAAGGCGUGGUUUCGGAGGGGGCGAUCGUUGGUAGAGAUGGGGCGGUUGGCGGAGGCGAGGGAGUGGGUUGCGAGGGGGCUGGAGUUUGAGGGCGAGGAGAAGGAGCUGAUUGAGUUGUUGAAGGAGGUGGAUGCGAAGUUGGAGGCAGAGAAGGUUAAGAGGGACUCUUGA